AUGUGUGUUGACCCGGAUUGGCCUAGACCUGAGAAUGCCUCGGAGAUAAGAAGUUUUCUGGGCUUAGCUGGGUAUUACCGUCGGUUUGUUAAGGGCUUUGCGAGUAUGGCCCAGCCAAUGACCCGGUUAACAGGCAAGGAUGUACCAUUCGUGUGGUCGGCCGAGUGUGAGAAGAGCUUUGCCAAUCUUAAGGAGAUGUUGACUAGUACGCCAGUUCUGGCUUUGCCUGAGCCGGAUCAGCCGUAUGUAGUCUACACGGACCAUCCCGGUAAGGCAAAUCUAGUCACAGAUGCGCUAAGUCGGAAGCGGAUUGCAGCUUUAGCCGAACAGGAUGUUGAGGGUUUAGUCCGGAUGGUUGGGACGCUACGGCUAGCGGCUUUGACCGAUGAGGUAAAACCGUUGGGUUUAGGCGCGGCUGAUCAAGCGGAUCUGCUAAGCCGAGUAAGGAUAGCCUAG
Eutrema salsugineum is the source of this 456-nucleotide messenger RNA. RefSeq lists its product as uncharacterized. The transcript has a single exon. NCBI's taxonomy places the organism in Eukaryota, Viridiplantae, Streptophyta, Magnoliopsida, Brassicales, Brassicaceae. The coding region runs from base 1 to 456 and encodes 151 amino acids. The record is from RefSeq and is a predicted model, not a curated record.